Hibiscus syriacus is the source of this 2517-nucleotide messenger RNA. RefSeq names its product ABC transporter B family member 28. Gene Ontology annotation, molecular function: ABC-type oligopeptide transporter activity; ATP hydrolysis activity; ATP binding. Gene Ontology annotation, biological process: transmembrane transport. Gene Ontology annotation, cellular component: membrane. The transcript is spliced from 16 exons. The coding region runs from base 33 to 2204 and encodes 723 amino acids. Lineage: Eukaryota; Viridiplantae; Streptophyta; Magnoliopsida; Malvales; Malvaceae. The record is from RefSeq and is a predicted model, not a curated record.
UCUCUCUCUCUUCCAUUUCUUUAUUCAUUCUCAUGGCUACUGCCUCCGCCCCUGUAAUUGCGCCCCUCCUCCAACAAAUCAUCCCCACGCGCUUCUCAACUAGGACACAACACGCGCGCAAACUCAAACUCGGUCUCUGUCUGAAUGCUCAUCUUCACCAACCAUCCACUUUCCCGCCAGUUUCACUCCCCGCAACCUCAAAAUCCACAAGAUCGAACUACAUCUCGAGUUCAGUACCUCGCGCUUACGUUACUGGUCCUCCGAUCGUGACCGAAUCCGACCCGAGGAUUGACGAUUCGGAGCCCGAAUCCGAUAAGGCCGAGGCUUCGGAUUUGAUAAACCGGAAGCUUCUAUGGAGUCUCCUUGCCCGGCACAAGCUCAGACUCUGUCUUUCGGUGUUGGCUCUCUUUGGCGGCACCACGUGUACUCUGUCAAUGCCUAUAUUUUCUGGACGAUUCUUCGAAGUUCUCAUAGGCGCCAGACCAGAGCCUUUAUGGAAGCUGCUUAGCAAAGUGGGGCUUUUAUACUCAUUAGAGCCUAUUUUCACUGUUAUUUUUGUGGUAAAUAUGAAUACCAUAUGGGAGAAAGUUAUGUCAACACUUCGAGCUCAAAUUUUUAGAAGAGUUUUGGUUCAAAAGGCGGAGUUUUUUGAUCGAUACAAGGUUGGAGAGCUCAGUGGUUUGCUGACAUCUGAUUUGGGUUCUUUAAAAGAUGUUGUCAGUGAGAACAUUUCGAGGGAUCGAGGUUUCAGGGCCCUUUCCGAGGUUGUUGGGACGAUUUGCAUACUGUUUGCCCUAUCCCCCCAACUAGCCCCAAUUUUGGGCCUGUUGAUGCUUUUCGUGUCCGUUUCAGUUGCCACAUACAAGCGAUCAACUGUACCCGUGUUUAAAGCUCAUGGAAUGGCCCAAGCUUCUAUGUCUGACUGUGUAACAGAAACAUUUUCUGCAAUUCGAACUGUAAGGUCUUUUGGUGGGGAAAAACGUCAAAUGUUAAUGUUUGGUAGUCAGGUUCUUGCAUAUCAGAAAAGUGGUAUAAAGCUUGGCACUUUCAAAUCCAUAAAUGAAUCUUUGACCAGGACUGCUGUUUAUAUUUCUUUACUGGCCUUGUACUGUCUUGGAGGAAGCAAGGUGAAGGCGGGUGAACUAUCUGUUGGAACCGUGGCUUCAUUCAUUGGAUACACUUUUACUUUAACCUUUGCUGUUCAAGGACUGGUUAAUACAUUUGGAGACCUUCGAGGAACAUUUUCUUCUGUUGAGAGGAUUAACUCUAUUAUAUCUGGAGCAGAAAUUGAUGAAGCCCUUGCUUAUGGUUUGGAAAAAGAAAUCCAGAAGAAAGAAGUCCAUGAUGAAAAUAUCAAAUUGUUCAUCUCCAAUGGUGCUUUUGGGAAAAGUCAACAAUUAGAUUCACAUUACUGGUCAGCCCUGAAAUCGACAAGUGAUGUGGGUAGAUUAGCUUGGUCAGGCGAUGUUGCUCUUGAAGAUGUACACUUUUCUUAUCCUUCAAGGCCUGAUGUGGAAAUUCUUAAUGGACUCAAUUUAACUCUAAAAUGUGGAACUGUAACUGCCCUAGUAGGUUCAAGUGGUGCAGGCAAAAGCACAAUAGUACAACUAUUGGCACGCUUUUAUGAGCCAACUAGUGGCCGUAUAACAGUUUCUGGAGAGGAUGUUCGGACAUUUGACAAGAGUGAAUGGGCCCGAGUUGUUUCAGUAGUGAAUCAAGAACCUGUUCUCUUUUCGGUCUCUGUCGGAGAAAAUAUUGCAUAUGGGCUGCCAGAUGAUGUUGUUUCCAAGGACGACAUUAUUAAGGCGGCAAAAGCUGCAAAUGCUCAUGAAUUUAUAAUUUCUCUUCCACAGGGCUACGACACACUGGUUGGUGAGCGUGGAGGCUUGCUGAGUGGAGGACAGAGGCAGAGAAUUGCUAUUGCAAGAGCUCUUCUCAAGAAUGCUCCCAUCCUGAUCCUUGAUGAGGCAACAAGUGCUUUGGAUGCGGUUAGCGAGCGCCUGGUCCAGGAUGCUUUGAAUCAUCUAAUGAAAAGCAGAACAACAUUAGUAAUUGCUCAUAGAUUAAGCACAGUUCAGAACGCACAUCAAAUUGCUCUUUGUUCAAAUGGCCAGAUAGCAGAACUAGGAUCCCAUAUGGAAUUGCUGGUUAGGAAGGGGCAAUAUGCUUCAUUAGUUGACACCCAAAGGCUGGCGUUUGAAUAAAUAUCUGAUUCCGUAUAUACCCCUUCCGAAUGAAGACGGAGUCGAAGAGCAUGAUCUUGUCUAAACUAGUGGAAUCGCACAAAAAAGGGCGAGUUGUAGCAUCGACUUCCAUUGCCAAUUCUUUCUACUUGCUGCCUUAACUAGUGGCUUAAUGCUAGAUAAGUCAGUUGAGGAGGGUGAAGGACAUGAGUUGGAAAAGUUCAAUGGGCAGCUGUUUUACUUUCAAAUGUGUUGUUUGUCGUACGAGGCAACAAUGGUGGCAAACAGAUGUAUAGAAGAUAUAGUAGGAGGUCGUAUGAGGAACUAUUGUUGU